AUGCGGUUUUCCCUCGAUCGCCUCUUCCUCGUCCUUAUCUUGUUAUUCUCCCCCGUCACAGCACUCGGUACAUCAUGCUUCAAAGUCGUCUCCGCACUGGUUAGCCGACCGGCCUACCUCUUCGAUAAAUUCCAGAGUGAAAUCUGUGAUGUUGGAUGCCAGCCGACCGUCCCGCAUUGGGAUCUAUGGACGCGCAAUAACACCUUUGUCCCCGCCGUUCGCAGUCUGGUGCAGCGCAUGAAUGUACCCCACAAAGAGGAGGCUCUGUUGAAAAUGGGCGACGAUGUUGCGCUCAACAUCAAGGAAAGCUGUGGACCGAUGCUGGGUGGUGGAGUACAUAUCUGCUCGGAUUCGGAGACUCUGGCUGGGUUUGGGAACUGCUUCAAGCGCAAUUUCCUCAAGGCUUCGAUCAAACAUCUUCCUGCUUUGAUCCCAAUGGCCUCAGAGGAAUCGUGUAAGGAGCAACUAAGGUUCUUGGAGAGUGAUGAACUGUGGGAUAUUACGAUUCCUCAGAAUAUGAGGGAUUAUGCGAAAGCGUGUGACAGUUUGGGUCCUAAUGACCAUGAUGAAUUAUGA
This is a messenger RNA of Penicillium crustosum, 576 nucleotides long. RefSeq lists its product as uncharacterized. The record is from RefSeq and is a predicted model, not a curated record. The transcript has a single exon. NCBI's taxonomy places the organism in Eukaryota, Fungi, Ascomycota, Eurotiomycetes, Eurotiales, Aspergillaceae. The coding region runs from base 1 to 576 and encodes 191 amino acids.